AUGCCCAACCGUCGCGUCCCCGACGAAUUCCGCGUCUUCCUCCACCCCUUGGUCCCGCUCCAACCCGCCUACCUCGCAAACAUCUCCACCAAAGCCCUUGCGAGCUUAUACGCAGACUAUCAGUCCCACGUCGCCCUAGGCGACGACUACUACUACGGCGGCGAUCUCCAAAUCUCCAUGAGCCGGAUACGCGCAGAAGUGCGGAGGCGGGGCGACGACCAGUGGGCCAUUGCGUUUGGAGCAGAGCCAAACCCCAUCGUCAUCGCGCAGCCCGAGCAGCGCAUCGUCGUGCAGCAGCAGGAGCCACCGCAGGUUAUCGUGCAACAGCAGCAGCAGCCGCAGGUCAUCGUCCAGCAGCAGCGUCAGCAGAUCAUUCAUGUCCCUCAAUCUCCUCAAGUUAUCCAUGUGCCUGCUGCUCAGCCGCGGAUUGUGUAUCAGUCUGCGCCGCGCGUUCAGGUCCAGGUCGUGUCUUCGACGGGUCAGAUUGAAUACUCUCAAUCUUCGGGGUAUGAGGGGGCCGGGGCGGAGGUUGAUUCAGAUGACGAGCAUGAUGAGUAUAUGGCGUAUGUGCGGGGACAGAUGCGUGGGGAGCGGGGUGGAUGUGGAGGGUAUAUGUCGGGGGGUCGGGAUGGGAGGCGAGGGAGGAGGGACGAUGGUGAUUGGGAUACUCCGGAUUGGGAUGGCGUGAGGGGGUACGAGUAG
Dothidotthia symphoricarpi CBS 119687 is the source of this 702-nucleotide messenger RNA. RefSeq lists its product as uncharacterized. NCBI's taxonomy places the organism in Eukaryota, Fungi, Ascomycota, Dothideomycetes, Pleosporales, Dothidotthiaceae. The record is from RefSeq and is a predicted model, not a curated record. Bases 1 to 702 code for a protein of 233 amino acids. The transcript has a single exon.